Molecule: messenger RNA, 1584 nt
Organism: Chionomys nivalis (European snow vole)
Lineage: Eukaryota; Metazoa; Chordata; Mammalia; Rodentia; Cricetidae
Product: rano class II histocompatibility antigen, A beta chain-like
Exons: 6
Coding region: 25-819 (264 amino acids)
Biological process (GO): positive regulation of T cell activation; immunoglobulin production involved in immunoglobulin-mediated immune response; immune response
Cellular component (GO): MHC class II protein complex; membrane
Molecular function (GO): MHC class II protein complex binding
Source: RefSeq, a predicted model, not a curated record
GCUGCCAAUACCUUUUCCUUUGAGAUGGCUGUGCAGGUCCCCAGCCUCCUCCUUGCAGCAGCUGCGGUGCUGAUGGUGCAGAGCAGCCCGGGGGCCGAGGGCAGAGACUCCCCAAGGGAUUUCGUGUUCCAGUUCAAGGGCCUGUGCUACUACACCAACGGGACGCAGCGCAUGCGGGGUGUGACCAGGUACAUCUACAACCGGGAGGAGUUCGUGCGCUACGACAGCGACGUGGGCAAGUUCAUCGCGGUGACCGAGCUGGGGCGGCCGGACGCCGAGGACUGGAACAGCCAGAAGGAGCUCCUGGAGCGGGCGCGGGCCGAGGCAGACACGGUGUGCAGACACAACUACGAGGAGACGGAGGUCCCCACGGCCCUGAGGCGGCGUGAGCAGCCCAAGGUGACCAUCUCCCUGUCCAGGAAGGAGGUCCUCAACCACCACAACAGGCUGGUCUGCUCGGUGACCGAUUUCUACCCAGCCCAGAUCAAAGUGCGCUGGUUCCGGAAUGGCCAGGAGCAGACGGAGGGAGUUGAGUCCACACAGCUUAUUAAGAACGGGGACUGGACCUACCAGAUCCUGGUCAUGCUGGAGAUGACCCCUGAGCGGGGAGACGUCUACACCUGCCACGUGGAGCACCCCAGCCUGCAGAGUCCCAUCACCGUGGAGUGGAGUGCACAGUCUGAGUCUGCCCAGAGCAAGAUGCUAAGCGGCAUUGGGGGCUUUGUGCUGGGGCUCAUCUUCCUCGGGCUGGGCCUUUUCGUCCGUCACAGGAGUCAGAAGGGACCCCGUGGACCUCCCGCAACAGGGCUCCUACAGUGAUCCAUGAGAAUGUUUUGACUGAGUUUGCUGUAAGAUCUGCAUAUCCCUGCCUUCAGUUCCUGCCUGUGCCAGCCUGCCUGUCCCUCUCUGAUUCAUAGUUUAGCAUGGGGGCAGUGUACCCACCUGCUCAGUUGUUGUGAUUCCCUGACUCCCCAAGGCUCUAUCUUUGGCUCUGCUCUUGGGCUGAUUCCAGAGACCAUUGUGUACUGCAGCACCAUCUACUCAGACCCCAGGCCUUCAGUUUCCACUGUCCCAAGGGACUGCUGAAGAGAUGCGCUGAAAACAUUUGCCUCCUUUCCAUAAUUAAACACAAUUAUGAAUUAUGUAUCCUGAACCUCCGUAACUGAGCAGGGGUGCGUGGGAGUGGUGUGGAACAAGGUGAUGGAGCCAAACUGGCUGGAAGUACAGGUUUCUGCUACAAAGGUGAUCGGAAGUAUCCUGGGCUUAGACUUUUGCUCUUCAGUGUCCUGUUCUCACAUCAUCCCAGCCUCUUCUGGGUUGGUGAGGACAGUGCAACUAAACAUGGUGGAAUUGUUGGGGGACAGAUGCCGUGACCUCUGACCACUGGUGUUCCAAAUGUGUCCUGUGGAGUCACAUUGAUUGGGGCUCACUUUCAUUUUUCAAAGAUCACAGUCAACAAUAACAGUAAUUUUUGUAGCUGCAAAUGAUAAGCAUCCAACUUAAUCUUAUCUUAUUGAUGUUGUAAGGAAGCUGGGUUGGUUUCAGAAGUGGCUAGAUAGAUAUUGUUGAUGAGAGUCAUCUUUC